Messenger RNA from Prunus armeniaca (apricot), 384 nucleotides. The record is from the annotation of a GenBank genome assembly. Lineage: Eukaryota; Viridiplantae; Streptophyta; Magnoliopsida; Rosales; Rosaceae.
CUGCUGUACGCCACCACUCCACCUUUUGACAGUGUGUUCGAGAAUUCAGAGCAGAAGCCCCAAAGAACCAAGCCAAUCUCAUCUCUCUUCUUGGUGACAAAGACCUUCUACUCUCUCAGCUGGUGCCCUGAUUGUGUGAGAGCAGAACCUGUAAUCUACAAAAAGCUGGAAGCUACAGCUGAUGAUGUUGCACUUCUGAGAGCAUAUGUCGGAGAUAGACCAACAUGGAGGAAUCCGGUGCACCCGUGGAGAGUAGACUCAAGGUUUAAGCUGACUGGAGUUCCAACACUAUUCCGCUGGGAAAAUGAUGCGAUCAAGGGUCGCCUUGAAGACCAUGAAGCGCAUGUUGAAAGCAAAAUCGAUGCACUUGUUGCUGGAAAUUAA